AAGAAAUUCAAAUCCAUGCGGGAGGUGAUGAAGGAGAAGGGCGUACUCAGGGACUACCUGAAGAACCACAAGUAUGACCCAGCCAGCAAGUACUUCAACAACUUUGCUGUUGCCUAUGAGGCCCUGGUUAACUACCUGGAUAUGUCCUACUAUGGGGCAAUCAGCAUUGGAACCCCACCCCAGAGCUUCCUGGUUCUCUUCGACACCGGCUCCUCCAACCUGUGGGUGCCCUCGACGUACUGCCAGAGCCAGGCCUGCACCACCCACACUCUGUUCAACCCCAAUGACUCCUCCACUUACUCUUCCAAUGGACAGACCUUCUCUCUGCAGUACGGCAGUGGCAGUCUCACUGGAGUCUUUGGCUAUGACACCGUGACAAUCCAGGACGUUUCCAUCACAAAACAGGAGUUUGGCCUGAGUGAGACUGAGCCUGGCACCGACUUUGUCUAUGCUCAGUUCGAUGGGAUCCUCGGUCUGGGUUUCCCUGCCAUUGCUGCUGGCGGUGCCACUACUGUGAUGCAAGGUCUGAUCCAGGAGAACCUCAUCAGUGCCCCGCUCUUCAGCUUCUACCUGAGUGGGCAAGAGGGCGUUCAGGAUGGUGGUGAACUUCUCUUUGGAGGGAUUGACUCCAAUUUGUACUCUGGUCAGAUUGUCUGGACGCCUGUCACCCAGGAUGCUUAUUGGCAAAUUGGAAUUGAAGGUUUCUCUGUUGCCGGACAGUCCACUGGCUGGUGUAGCAGUGGCUGCCAGGGGAUUGUGGACACUGGAACUUCCCUCCUCACUGCUCCACAGGCGGUUUUUUCGCAGUUGAUGGAGGACAUUGGCGCUCAGGAGAACAGCGAUGGAGAGUACAUGGUUAGCUGCAGCAGCAUUGACAGCAUGCCUACCAUCUCCUUCACCAUCAGUGGAACCAGCUUCCCGCUGAGCCCCUCUGCCUACGUGCUCCCGAGCAAAAGCACCGAGUGCGUUGUGGGCAUCUCACCCACUUACCUGCCAUCCCCGAACGGGCAGCCCCUCUGGAUCCUGGGUGACGUCUUCCUCAGGGCAUAUUACUCUGUUUAUGAUGUAGGCAAGAGUCAGGUGGGCUUUGCCCCAGCAGCGAGCUGCUUGGUGGAGAAAUCGAGCACCAUGAAGUGGCUCAUCCUGGCUCUGGUUUGUCUCCAGCUCUCAGAAGGGCUGGUGAAAGUCACUCUGAAGAAAGGAAAGUCUAUGCGAGAGGUGAUGAAGGAGAAAGGAGUUCUGGAGGAUUUUCUGAAGCAUCACAAAGUUGAUCCUGCCAGGAAGUACCACUUCAAUAAUUACAAUGUCGCUGAUGUACCAAUAGCCAACUACCUGGAUUCCUUCUACUUUGGAGAGAUCAGCAUUGGAACUCCGCCCCAGAACUUCUUGGUUCUCUUCGACACCGGCUCCUCCAACCUGUGGGUUCCAUCUACAUACUGCCAGACUGAGGCCUGCUCCAAUCAUGCAAGGUUCAACCCCAACCAGUCAUCCACCUUUUCCGACAUUGGAGUGACCUACACCCUGGACUAUGGGUUUGGAGACCUGACUGUGGUUUUAGGUUACGACACGGUGACAAUCCAGAACAUCGCCAUUGAGCACCAGGAAUUUGGUCUGAGUCAGGAUGAGCCUAGCAGCCCCUUCUAUUAUACGUAUUUUGAUGGGAUUUUGGGAAUGGCUUAUCCUCCCGUAGCCAUACCGGGGUACAGGACACUUAUGCAGGAGAUGCUGCAGCAGGGCCAGCUUACUGAACCCAUAUUCAGUUUCUAUUUCUCACGGCAACCAACGUAUGAUUACGGAGGGGAAGUAAUCUUGGGUGGCAUUGACACCCAGCUGUUCUCUGGCCAGAUUACCUGGGUACCUGUUACCCAAGAAGUUUACUGGAAGAUUGGUAUUGAAGAGUUUGCUAUUGGACAGCAGGCGACUGGCUGGUGCAGUCAAGGCUGCCAGGGCAUUGUGGACACCGGGACGUUUCUGCUCACCAUCCCAGAGCAGUACAUAGGGGACUUCCUGCAGGCCUUGGGUGCUCAGGAAUCCAAUGGAGAGUACGUGGCUGACUGCAGCAACGUCCAGAACAUGCCGACCAUCACCUUCAUCAUCAACGGAUCCGAGUUCCCGCUGCCCCCCUCCGUCUACAUCCUCAACAACAAUGGCUACUGCAGAGUUGCGGUUGAGACCACUUACGUAUCUUCUCAGAAUGAGCAGCCAAUCUGGAUCCUGGGUAACAUCUUCCUUAGGGAAUAUUAUUCUGUCUUUGAUAUGGCUAACAACAGAGUGGGCUUUGCCCCAUCAGCCUAG
This is a messenger RNA of Terrapene triunguis (Three-toed box turtle), 2295 nucleotides long. RefSeq names its product gastricsin-like. Gene Ontology annotation, biological process: proteolysis. The transcript has 17 exons. The record is from RefSeq and is a predicted model, not a curated record. Gene Ontology annotation, molecular function: aspartic-type endopeptidase activity. Bases 16 to 2295 code for a protein of 759 amino acids. Lineage: Eukaryota; Metazoa; Chordata; Testudines; Emydidae.